Molecule: messenger RNA, 726 nt
Organism: Rotaria sp. Silwood1
Lineage: Eukaryota; Metazoa; Rotifera; Eurotatoria; Philodinida; Philodinidae
Source: the annotation of a GenBank genome assembly
AUGGCGCGAACUUCUGCUGGAGCAUCUGAUUAUGAUUUUAUUUUUAAAUUAGUUCUUAUAGGUGAUAGCUCUGUUGGAAAGAGUAAUCUUUUAUUACGUUUUACUCGUAAUGAAUUUCGUCUUGAUACUCAAUCAACAAUUGGAGUGGAAUUCGCUUAUAAACAACUUGUCAUUGACGGAAAAAAAAUUAAAACUCAAGUUUGGGAUACAGCAGGUCAAGAACGCUUUAAAACAGUUAUACCACAAUUUUAUCGUGGUAGUGAAGGUGCAUUAGCUGUAUUUGAUUUGACUAAACCUGAUUCAUUUGAUCAUAUAACAACUUGGAUUGAAGAAGUUCAUCGACAUACGCCAUCUGAUCUACCAAUUGUUCUUGUUGGAAAUAAAUCAGAUUUAGUUGAUCAACGUAAAGUAUCACGUGAACAAGCAACAGCUCUUGCCGAACAGCUUAAUUUAUCAUACAUGGAAACAUCGGCAUUGAACGCAUCGAAUGUUGAACAGGCAUUUGUUUUGCUUGUUACAAGUAUUUAUCAAAAGAAAAUGCCUAAACAAAUGGAUUCAUCAUCAGCAAUGGGAAAAUCAUCCUCAGAAACAGUAUCUAUGGAUCAUUCACAACCACCUACUGUUCCUGUCGGACCUGACCAAUCCAUUACAUUUGACAGACCUAUUCGUCCAUCAAAUAAUGAAAAGGCAUCAUCAAAGAAAAACGGUUGCUGUGUGAUUUCAUAA